AUGCCAGACCAGCACUACUACACUGUAGUUUUCCCCUUCAGCACUGAUCGCAAGCGCGUUCUGCUGGGGCUGAAGAAGAGGGGCAUGGGCGAGGGCCUGUGGAAUGGGUUUGGCGGAAAGCCCGAGCCCGGCGAAACAAUGGACCAGUGUGCGAUCCGCGAACUACAGGAAGAGUCGAGUCUGACGGCCACCGCUAUGGACCGUGUCGCGGUGCUCAUCAUGAGGCUCGAGAGCGGGCCUGAGCGGGUCAUUUUCGUGUACACUGUCACAGGCUUUUCCGGCGACGUGUGCGAGUCCGAUGAGAUGCGGCCUCGGUGGUUCGAUUUGGAGAACCUGCCAUAUUCGCAGGCAUAUACUGAGGCGAGGAUCUGGUGGCCAUAUAUGCUUGCGGGUAGAACAUUCGUGGCCGACUUUACGUUUAACGAUGAUAGUAUCGUGCGGCAAGAGUGUCGCGAGGUCCAACAGCAGGAUCUGGAUACCUAUCUACCAUAA
Messenger RNA from Linderina pennispora, 492 nucleotides. Its product is annotated as 7,8-dihydro-8-oxoguanine triphosphatase. The transcript has a single exon. Gene Ontology annotation, biological process: DNA protection. The record is from RefSeq and is a predicted model, not a curated record. Gene Ontology annotation, molecular function: 8-oxo-7,8-dihydroguanosine triphosphate pyrophosphatase activity. NCBI's taxonomy places the organism in Eukaryota, Fungi, Kickxellomycota, Kickxellomycetes, Kickxellales, Kickxellaceae. Bases 1 to 492 code for a protein of 163 amino acids.